AAACCCCAAAAUUCGCUCUCACCCCCGCUCCCUCUCUCUACUUACUGCUAACAAACUUAUCAACAAUUCUACUCUACGUUGAACUUGCCAAGACUGUCUCUCCCUCACGUCUUCUCUUCCUCGUCCUCCUUCAAUAAUUUGAGCAAACAAACAACAACCAAAGUCUAAUUGAAUUUCGAAAGGUGAAACUCUCUCUUGAAGCCGUGAUCGAUCCUCUGCUUCUCUCCUGUGGUUGUGAUUAUUAGAAGUUCUGACCCGUCAUUUGAUCUUCUUCUGACAAACGAUCCAAGGUACAGGGAAUAAUUGGACAUGGGAUGCCUGGUGUCGACCCCAAAGGACUCGGGAGGAAACAGAAGGCGGCCAGCAAAUGUUGGGGAAAUUUCUGUUUUUGUUCCUGGCUUACGGAUCCCUAAACCCGUUGACUUCUCUCCAUCAUUAACCGAUCACGUGUCUAAAACUCUAGUUGAACGCCUUUCUGCUCUUAGAACCCGAAUAGUUGUGAUGGCUGGCCAAGAAGGUCCAACGAUUACAAGGACAAAGAGAAAAACAGCUACCCAACAUGGAGGUUCAACUUUAGCUGAUCUUCAGCAGGCACUUGAAGAUUAUUUGCCAUUUCUUCUAGGAUUAGUUAAAGACGGAAGUCCGUUGCAACACAAGGUACAAUUUGUUUGGGUUAAUCAGGAGGAUGAUGCAGAGGAAACACCAAUGUCUAAUGCUUGGUAUGAGGUUUUGUCAGUUUUGCACUUGCUGGCAUCAUUAUCAUUGUCACAAGCCAACUUGCUACUUCUUCCAAGAACAUCUGCCGAUGGAUAUCAACCAAAAAUAUCAGAAGAGAGCAGACGUACCUCAAUUGAUGUACUUCUGAAGGCAGCUGGAUACCUCGAUUGUGCUGUCAGACAAGUCCUCCCACUGUUACCCGCUGAACUCAGAAGAGGUCUACCAGUUGACCUGACAGAAGGUGUUCUACGAGCGCUCUGCCUUCAAGCAUUAGGGCAGGGUGUUGAUAUCCAACUUGGACUGGCUAUUGAUAGUACCAAGGCCACACUUGCAGUGAAGCGAAGACUAGCAUGCGAGAUGGUAAAAUACUGGCAGCAGGCUCAAGAUAACUUGACAAACCUUCCUCUGUCAAAUGGUUGGGGAGAAAAGCAUCGGUUUUUUGUUAAGUGGAAAUACAUCGAAGCAAAGGCUGCAGCAUAUUACUACCAUGGUUUGAUCCUUGAUGAGGGAAACACAGAAAAAUCACAUGGGAUGGCUGUAGCUGCUUUGCAAGCAGCCGAUGAGUUUCUCAAAGAAAGUAAGAAGACGUCUGAUGCUUUCAACACAGCCCCUCCUCUAUCAAGAAAUCCACCUCUGUGGGGAACCAUGAAGUAUCUGUCUGAGAAGAUCCCGAAAGACACGUCAAGCAAGGUGCGGAUAAACCAGGAUCUGUACUCCCAUGACAAAAUUAUGGAGACGGCACCAACAUUGCCAGAUUUUGCAUUGGCUCUAAAGCCUGAUGAUUAUCAACUUCCUCCGGUGGACAUCUCUUGGAAUGACGAAAACGUGAACAGGGGGCAAUAAGGCCGAUAUAUACCUAAAGGACAGUUACAAUAUUUUGUCAUGUUGCCAUAGACAGGCUACAAACAAGGGCAGAUUGGUGACUAGUGACAAGGAAAACUAUUCUUCAAUAUUUUGUUUUACAAAAGGUCUUCUUUUGCUGUCUUUAUUCCUAUAGAUUUCUCAUUCCCUUUUCCUGGGAGAUGCCUCACCUGUAAAAGAGCUUUGUACAAGUCCCUGUUGUGUCUUUACGGCUCCAGGAAAAGGUGUAAUUGUAUUUUCCAAAUCCCAAAAUGAUGUGUAUAUGCUUCUGUUCACCAAACAGAGGGGAGUUCAAUUGUCCAUUUGUUUCGAUUGAAAAGUUCUGUAGAUGCCCUGUUAUGUGUUGAAUUGGUCAUCAGGAGAAAGCAUAUGUUAAAUGUGUUCACCAGUAUUCCUCAUUUGCUUAUUGGAAGUAAACUCUUUCGUUACCAACAAAAAAUAA
This is a messenger RNA of Rhododendron vialii, 2020 nucleotides long. RefSeq lists its product as uncharacterized. The record is from RefSeq and is a predicted model, not a curated record. Lineage: Eukaryota; Viridiplantae; Streptophyta; Magnoliopsida; Ericales; Ericaceae. The coding region runs from base 310 to 1560 and encodes 416 amino acids. The transcript is spliced from 13 exons.